CGGGCGAGCGAGGGCAAGAGGCGGGGCAGUGCGGACAGGCAGGCAGGAUGCCUCGCGAGCGGACGGUGCGGCUGCAGUACGGGAGCCGCGUGGAGGCGGUGUACGUGCUGGGCACGCCACUCUGGAUCGAUGUCUACAGCGCGGCCCCCGCCGAGGCCCGGACCUUCAGCCUGAAGCACUCAGAGCGCGUGCGCGUCGAGGUGGUGCGGGACGGGGAGGCCGAGGAGGUGGCCACCAAUGGCAAACAGCGCUGGCUCCUGUCGCCCAGCACCACACUGCGCCUCACCAUGGGCCAGGCGAGCACCGAGGCCAGCAGCGACAAGGUCACCGUCAACUACUACGACGAGGAGGGCAACGCCCCCAUCGACCAGGCCGGGCUCUUCCUCACGGCCAUCGAGAUCUCCCUGGACGUGGACGCGGAUCGGGACGGCGUGGUGGAGAAGAACAACCCACAGAAGGCGUCCUGGACAUGGGGCCCCGAAGGCCAGGGGGCCAUCCUGCUGGUGAACUGUGACCGCGACACACCCUGGCUGCCCAAGGAGGACUGCAGCGACGAGAAAGUGUACAGCAAGGAAGACCUCAAGGACAUGUCCCAGAUGAUCCUGCGCACCAAAGGCCCUGACCGCCUGCCCGCCGGCUACGAGAUGGUCCUCUACAUUUCCGUGUCGGACUCUGACAAAGUGGGCGUGUUCUACGUGGAGAACCCGUUCUUCGGCCAGCGCUACAUCCACAUCCUGGGCCGGCGGAAGCUGUACCACGUGGUCAAGUACACGGGCGGCUCGGCCGAGCUGCUGUUCUUCGUGGAGGGCCUGCGUUUCCCGGACGAGGGCUUCUCGGGCCUGGUGUCCAUCCACGUCAGCCUGCUGGAGUACAUGGCCGAGGAGGUCCCGCUGACACCCAUCUUCACGGACACCGUGACAUUCCGGAUUGCUCCGUGGAUCAUGACCCCCAACAUCCUGCCUCCCGUGUCGGUGUUUGUGUGCUGCAUGAAGGACAAUUACCUGUUCCUGAAGGAGGUGAAGAACCUGGUAGAGAAGACCAACUGCGAGCUCAAGGUGUGCUUCCAGUACAUGAACCGCGGCGACCGCUGGAUCCAGGAUGAAAUUGAAUUUGGCUACAUCGAGGCCCCCCACAAAGGCUUCCCGGUGGUGCUGGACUCCCCCCGAGACGGCAACCUGAAGGACUUCCCCAUAAAGCAGCUCCUGGGCCCGGAUUUCGGCUAUGUGACCCGAGAGCCUGUCUUCGAGACCGUCACCAGUCUGGACUCCUUUGGGAACCUGGAGGUCAGCCCGCCAGUGACCGUGAAUGGCAAGACGUACCCCCUCGGCCGGAUCCUCAUCGGGAGCAGCUUCCCUCUGUCUGGCGGCCGGAGGAUGACCAAGGUGGUGCGCGACUUCCUGCAGGCCCAGCAGGUGCAGGCGCCCGUGGAGCUGUACUCAGACUGGCUGACCGUGGGCCACGUGGACGAGUUCAUGACCUUCGUCCCCAUCCCGGGCACCACGCAAUUCCGGUUGCUCAUGGCCAGCACCGCAGCCUGCUACAAGCUGUUCCGGGAGAAGCAGAAGGAGGGCCAUGGGGAGGCCAUCUUGUUCAAAGGCCUGGGUGGGAUGAGCAGCAAGCGAAUCACCAUCAACAAGGUGCUGUCCAAUGAGAGCCUCGCGCAGGAGAACCAGUACUUCCAGCGCUGCCUGGACUGGAACCGUGACAUCCUCAAGAAGGAGCUGGGCCUCACGGAGCAAGACAUCAUUGACCUGCCCGCUCUGUUCAAGAUGGACGAGGGCCGCCAGGCCAGAGCCUUCUUCCCGAACAUG
Molecule: messenger RNA, 1811 nt
Organism: Oryctolagus cuniculus (rabbit)
Lineage: Eukaryota; Metazoa; Chordata; Mammalia; Lagomorpha; Leporidae
Source: RefSeq, a predicted model, not a curated record